This is a messenger RNA of Melospiza melodia melodia, 2163 nucleotides long. RefSeq names its product 50 kDa spicule matrix protein-like. The transcript has 2 exons. Lineage: Eukaryota; Metazoa; Chordata; Aves; Passeriformes; Passerellidae. The coding region runs from base 66 to 713 and encodes 215 amino acids. The record is from RefSeq and is a predicted model, not a curated record.
GAGUCGUGGUGGUCAACCAAGAGCCAUAGGGGUCAACCAAGAAUCAUGGUGGUCAACCAAGAAUCAUGGAGGUCAACCAAGAAUCAUGGAGGUCAACCCAAGAUCAUGGAGGUCAACCAAGAGUUGUGGUGGUCAACCAGGAGUUGGGGGGUCAACCAAGAAUCAUGGAGGUCAACCAAGAGUCAUGGUGGUCAACCAAGUGUGGUCAUGGUCAAGCAAGAGCCAUAGGGGUCAACCAAGAAUCAUGGAGGUCAACCAAGAGUUGUGGUGGUCAACCAGGAGUUGGGGGGUCAACCAAGAAUCAUGGUGGUCAAUCAAGAGUCGUGAAGAUCAACCAAGAAUCAUGGUGGUCAAUCAAGAGUGGUCAUGGUCAACCAAAAGCCAUAGGGGUCAACCAGGAGUCCUGGUGGUCAACCCAGAGUUGUGGAGGCCAACCAAGAGUUGUGGUGGUCAACCAGGACUUGGGGGGUCCACCAAGAACCAUGGUGGUCAACCAAGAGUUCUGGAGGUCAACCAAGAGUUAUGGUGGUCAACCUGGAGUUGUGGUGGCCAACCAAGAGUCCUGGUGGUCAAUCAAGAGUUGUGGUGGCCAACCAAGAAUCAUGGCGGUCAAUCAAGAAUCAUGGUGGUCUACCAAGGAUGAUGGUCAACCAAGAGUUGUAGUCAACCAAAAGUCGUGGAGGUCAACCAAGAGUCAUGGUGGUCAACCAUAAGUCCUGGAUCUGAACCAAGAAUCUUGGGAAGAAGAUGCUGAGGUGCUCCUUGAAGCCAUGGAGAUGCCUCCAGUCAACUGGGAAGACCCAAAAAAAUCAUGGGCAGGUCCUGGUGAUGGUCCUGGAGAUGUUGCUGGAAGUCCUGGAGAUACCUCCAGUCAGUCAAGAGUCAUGGAGGUCAACUAAGAGUGGUGGGAAGAAGAUGUUAGGGUGCUCCCAGAAGUUCUUGAGAUGCCUCCACUCAACCAGAAUGUCCCAAAAAUCAUGGAAAUGAAAUUUUGGGGUGUUCCCAGAAGUUCUUGAGAUGCCUUCAGUCAACCAGAAUGUCCCAAAAAUUGUGGGAAUUAAAUUUUGGGGUGCUCCCAGAAGUUCUUGAGAUGCCUCCACUCAACCAGAAUGUCCCAAAAAUCAUGGAAAUGGAAAUUUGGGGUUCUCCCAGAAGUUCCUGAGAUGCCUCCAGUCAACCAGAAUGUCCCAAAAAUUGUGGGAAUUAAAUUUUGGGGUGUUCCCAGAAGUUCUUGAGAUGCCUCCACUCAACCAGAAUGUCCCAAAAAUCAUGGAAAUGGAAAUUUGGGGUUCUCCCAGAAGUUCCUGAGAUGCCUCCAGUCAACCAGAAUGUCCCAAAAAUUGUGGGAAUUAAAUUUUGGGGUGUUCCCAGAAGUUCUUGAGAUGCCUCCACUCAACCAGAAUGUCCCAAAAAUCAUGGAAAUGGAAAUUUGGGGUUCUCCCAGAAGUUCCUGAGAUGCCUCCAGUCAACCAGAAUGUCCCAAAAAUCAUGGAAAUGGAAAUUUGGGGUUCUCCCAGAAGUUCCUGAGAUGCCUCCAGUCAACCAGAAUGUCCCAAGAAUCAUCGGAAUGAAAUUUUGGGGUGCUCCUGGAAGUCCUUGAGAUGCCUCCACUCAAUUGGAAGAUGCCAUAAGUCAUGGGAACGGAAUUUUGGGUGCUCCCAGAAGUUCUUGAGAUGCCUCCACUCAACCAGAAGCUCCCAAAAAUCAUGGGAAUGAAAUUUUGGGGUGUUCCUGGAAGUUCCUGAGAUGCCUCCAGUCAACCAGAAGCUCCCAAAAAUCAUGGAAAUGGAAAUUUGGGGUGCUCCCAGAAGUUCCUGAGAUGCCUCCAGUCAACCAGAAGCUCCCAAAAAUCAUGGAAAUGAAAUUUUGGGGUGCUCCCAGAAGUUCCUGAGAUGCCUCCAACGCUGGGGACCCUCUCAGAAGAGACUUUGGGGUUCUCUCCAGCCCCUGGAGACCCCUCCCCACCAUGGGGCCCCCCCAAACCCCUCCCCAUGGGCCCCUCCCCCAAUUUUCCCCCCCCCAAAAAAAUGGGUCCAGCCCCUCCCCCCAUUUUUGGGCAGCAUUUUUGGGGCGUUUCCGGGUGUUUUUUGGGAUUUUAGGGUUUUGUAUUUUAAUUUAAAGGCGGCGCGAGCUCCGCCCACAAUAAAGACUCUGAUUGGUUCA